Nilaparvata lugens (brown planthopper) is the source of this 2274-nucleotide messenger RNA. RefSeq names its product integrin alpha-PS2-like. The coding region runs from base 181 to 2274 and encodes 697 amino acids. Gene Ontology annotation, cellular component: external side of plasma membrane; integrin complex. The transcript has 6 exons. Gene Ontology annotation, molecular function: integrin binding. Gene Ontology annotation, biological process: cell adhesion mediated by integrin; cell-cell adhesion; integrin-mediated signaling pathway. Lineage: Eukaryota; Metazoa; Arthropoda; Insecta; Hemiptera; Delphacidae. The record is from RefSeq and is a predicted model, not a curated record.
AGGGACUCAAUUAUGUCAAUUUUGAGAGGGUGGAUGCCACAGACAGGGAGAUACUCAUCUUGUGCUCGGCUCCCAGCUUUUUGAACAACUAUACACUGCAUUGUGAUAUUGGAAAUCCUCUGCCUAGAGAAAAAACAUGUCCACUUCAGGGUCCUACUGCAGCCUUUCUACAAGGAGGGCAUGAAACAGAGAUUCGAGUUCUCAGUCUCAGUGAACAGUUCAAACCCCGAAAACAAAUCUUCAUCACAUGAUAACUAUCAAGAAUUCACGGUUCCCAUUUGGGUUGAGACUGACAUACUCUUAUCUGGAUCUUCUCAACCUGAGGAUAUCCACUAUAACACGUCACUCUAUAACGCAGUGAAUAUAACACAAGAGAGUGAGAUAGGGCCUCAGAUAGUGCACACUUAUAGCAUCAGGAAUAAGGGACCCUCGGAUAUAGUACAGGCUGAAGUGUUAUUCUUAUGGCCUUCCUAUACAUUGGCUGGUGAUCAUCUGCUCUACUUAUUGGAACAGCCCGAGACCAGUGGACCAAUCAGAUGCGAGUAUGUACCUAAUGUGAACGAGGAGAGAGUCAGGUUGGAUAAAAGGAGGAAAUCCUACCUACAAUCUGGAAACUUUGGUGUACAAAGUGGUCUGACAUCUUCUGGCUCAGGACUAACCAUUGAGAAAUCACAAUCAUCCUCCUCCUCCUCCUCCUCUGGCACCUCAUCCGCUCACUCCUUCUCCUCCUCCUCUUCUUCUUCCUCCUCCUCACACGGCAGCAGGAAGAUUGGAGGCAGUCGAAACAGCUCAGGAAAACGUAUCGAACUGACCGCUGCAGAAAGACAAAAGUUAGAGGAAGAAGCACUAAGGAGAGAGGAAGAGGAGCUGUUGGCUGAGACAGAAGAUGGAUCCUACAGACACAACAAGAGGAUCAAACAGAAGAACAGGAAGGGAGAGGAGGGCUCCAGGGAGGAAGCUCGAGGUUCGAGGAACAGAGGGGAAGGUAAUGGACGUAAUAGUGAGGGAACGCAAACUUUCCAAGAACGGGGCAGAACUGAGACCAGCAGUGGAAGUAGAGUGACAAGUUCUGGAGAAUCUUCUGGAAAAAGGAUCGUGGAAGAAGAGAUUGCCAGAAGUUAUGGGGCAGGUGGUGUGUACAACCAUAACCGGGAUGGGUACAACAGAAACUUUGAGACAAACCGUUCCGGAACAGCUGAUUCUAGACAUUCAGGGUCCUUCGGGACAGGAAGCUCAUAUGAUACGAGGCACUCAACAUCCCAGGGAACCUCUGGAACAGCCUAUGAUUCCAGAAACUCUGGGACAUCCAGUCAUGGGUCAUCUGGUGGUGCAUAUGACUCGAGACACUCAUCAACUGCCCACCAUGAGUAUGGUUUCGAUGAUGAGGCAAGACGCAGACAGUUUGGUAAUGAUGCCUCAUCCACAAAGACCCAGAUUGAUUACUCCGGGUCAUCAAAUGUCAAUGUGAUUCCUGAGGAUCGCAAACACUACAGCAAAGAAGAACAUCAUUUCCGCAACUCCUCAUGGAACUCUAAGGAUGGUGGACAGCCUAAGGUGCAUUCCUUAUCUAGCUGGAGUAUAAAUUCGGAUGGUGUGGUGAGAAACGGGAGUUCCACAGAUUUUAACGCAAGAGGUACAACUACUUUGGAGGAGGAUCUGAGGAAUAUUGGGAUCAACCUAUCAAACAAUGAUGCCACAAACACUAGGAAAUAUGUGACAGAGGAGCAUAAGGAGACAAAUACCACCUGGGGAACCAAUACUAGACCAAGAACCUAUGAGACAACCAACUGGAGAGUUGAUGAGAAUGGGAAUGUCCGAAACGGGAGCUACACAAAUGUCUAUGAAGAUGGCGCAGUAGUGCAUAACUAUGGGAACAGUGGGGUGCUGUGGAAGGUCACAGGUAUUCAGGUUCGUCUUCAGAUCACAGGUAUUCGGGAGCAUCUUCAGGUCAACAGGGGACAGGUUACACAUCUUCAGGAACACAUGCGACAUCUUCAGGUUCCUAUGAUGAACAACACCGUUCAGGAUCUGAAAAUUCAAGAACCUCUUCUUCAACCUAUGGCAGUUCUUCAGGGAGUGGUUCCUCUGCAAGAGGUAGCUCUGCAAGAGGGUCUAGUUCUUCAGGAACUAGUUCAUCUGCAAGAGGAUCUAGUUCAGCAGGAUCUAGCUCCUCAGCGAGAGGAUCAGGGUCUUCACAGUUUGAUAGUUUGGGAGCUAUUGCGAGAGGUCCAGGACCCAAUGAUGGGAGGGCGAGGACGUAUACAUUUGAUGUGA